AUGUUCUGUGGCUGGUGCUUCGACGCCCUAAAUCCUUCUUCUCUCUCUUAUCUCCACGAAAUCAAAUCAAUGACUUUACUUGCCGCAAGAUCAAAGGGGAAGCAGAAAACACCGACUCCACCACACCGGUUGAUUUCGAGUGCUGAGGGUCACAGUAACUACGACAGCAACCUGACCUAUAUUGACCUGAUGAAGAAUUUGGGAAGAAGCAAUCAAACAAACCUAGCCAAACCUAUCCGUGCUUGGCAUCUACCAAGAGAUUUUUUUGAUCAACUUAUUUCUUGGAAGAACGGGCGUAGAGAAGAACUACUUUUCAUGAGCAACAAGGCCGUUUGCAAACCACCUAAACCUGUCAGAGUUUGCAAACUUUUGUUCAGUUGA
Molecule: messenger RNA, 381 nt
Organism: Lactuca virosa
Lineage: Eukaryota; Viridiplantae; Streptophyta; Magnoliopsida; Asterales; Asteraceae
Source: the annotation of a GenBank genome assembly